UCGUAGUGCAGUGAGAGAGAGUGUGUUGUUUAUGUGUAUUUUAUCAAAUAAUUUGUCAGUAUUGCUCGAAAAAAGAUACACGAAAAUUUCGUAUUAGCUCUGAUUAUCAUUCGUCCGUCUGAGAUAAAUCAAAUAAAAUAAAGUAUUAAAAUUGUUUGUUAUUGAUGGUGAAGUGAUUCAGUACAGAUGAACGUAGAACCAAGUCCCAUCAACAAUCCAGUGAAAUAAAAGAAAGACGAAGAAGAAGAAGAAGAAUUGUAAAAACAUUGUCAGAGUUAAUAGAUUUGCUACGCCAUCAUAAUAGAAGUGCAAUACUUUGCAAAGAAUUCCAAUUGGAAAUUUUGCAAAUUGAGCAAGAAAUUUUUGUAUCGAAACGUAAAACGAACAAAAGAAGUUUUCACGAUGUCAGGCGGGCCAUAUAAUUAUAACUUCAUUUUUAAAUACAUCAUUAUCGGCGAUAUGGGCGUUGGGAAGAGUUGUUUGUUGCACCAUUUCACGGAGAAAAAAUUUAUGGCCAAUUGUCCACACACGAUUGGUGUCGAAUUCGGUACGCGCAUCAUUGAGGUGGCAGGACAAAAAAUCAAGCUACAAAUAUGGGACACGGCUGGUCAAGAACGUUUCAGAGCUGUCACACGGUCAUACUACAGAGGCGCUGCCGGUGCAUUAAUGGUUUACGAUAUUACACGGCGUUCAACGUACAAUCACUUAAGCAGUUGGUUGACUGAUACGAAAAAUCUAACAAAUCCAAACACUGUGAUAUUUUUAAUUGGCAACAAAUCGGAUUUGAGCAGUACCCGUGAAGUAACCUACGAAGAAGCAAAAGAAUUUGCCGACGAACACGGACUUAUGUUUGCAGAAACAAGUGCAAUGACUGGAGCACAUGUUGAGGAUGCAUUCUUAGAAACAGCCCGAAAGAUAUAUCAGAAUAUUCAGGAUGGUCGUUUGGAUUUGAAUGCAUCAGAGUCGGGCGUACAACAUAAACCAUCACAACCGGGUCGAACAACUUUAACGAAUGAUACUGCAGCGAAUAAGGACAACUGCUCGUGCUAGUUUUACUUUGCUUUACUAAAUAACUUUCAUUUAUUUAAAGAUUCCUCGAACCACCUUCAAACUCUUUAGACAAAAUCCACUUCAAUUUUUUUUUGGCCGAAGAAAAAUGAGGAUUCAUAAUUUUUUUCGGAAGAAAGUGCACGCGAACGAUUGAUAUUGAAAAUUCAUGAGUUCUUUCUGUGUUUUUUUCGUGGUAUUCGUUGGAAAAUUGACAUUUUUCAGACUAUAAACAUAAUGUAGCUUAAACUAAAAACGCGAAAAACCUACCAAUUGCGCAGAUGCUAAUUUUUGUCGUUCGUUCUGUUUUCUCUAGACAAACAAUUUAUGUAUUACUUUCCUUUUUUUAGCAUCACAUACAUUUUGAAGCCAUUCAUUUUUAGGAAAUUCGUCACAAACAAACAAAACAUGUUACAACAAAAUACACACACGUACAUUAUAUUAUCUCAAUAUCGACAAAAUGAAAACCAGAUUUAUGAAUAGAUUAGCUAAAAUGGAUCAUAGUUUAAAUCAAACUAAAAACUUAUAAUCAGACACACUCUACUUAAAAUAAGCUAUUAACUGAUUUGUGUAUAUAUUUAAACAAAUAACAAAUACUUGUAUAUUUAAUGAACAGUAAUUGAGGAGCGGCAUGAGUGCAAGAUAGAGAAUAUUUUAUUCAGAUUAUAUUUACCGUAUUAUGAUUUAAAUUGUUUUUAUUCAUGACUUGACAAAAAAAUAGUGUUUUUAACUUUUGAAUGAGAACAGAAAUGAAUGAUUUAUUUGUUUUUUUUUAAGAAAGGUUAUUCGAAUCAGAAUUCAAAGACCAUAAUAUUUAUCUCGUGUACUUUUAAAUAAUCAAGUGUCAACAUCACAUUUUAUUAUCAAUCCAAAGUAAUUUUCGAAAUUCUCAUACGAUCAAUUCAUGGACUUUUGAUGAAAAAUGAUAUUCUCUCCAUCCCAACCAAAAGUAUUAUUAUUGGCUGUCUCAGUCAAAACAAUGAGAUUCAAUUUUAGAAGAAAAUUAAUAACAAAAAUCUGUCCAAUAACAUGAAUUUAUAUUACACAUAUAUACAUGUAGUAAAGAAAAGAAAACAAAAUAUAAUCAAACUAAGGUGUCUGAAGCCAAAUAACAUACGAAUAACACAAAUUCAAAAAUAAACAUGAUAGAAACGUGACAAGUGAAGGAUGUUUGAAAAAAGCGACAAUUAUGAAACAUUGUGUUAACCUUUGAACCGAAAAUCAUCAAUAAUUUGUAGACUACAAAGAAAAAGCCCAACAACAAUAUUAUCAACUAUUUUAUUGUCAUUGUGCAAAUUAUUUAAAAUAAAUUAUUGCAAACAGAAAAGAAAAAUCCUUUGUUGAUUAUUCAGAAAGAGUGAAAGAGAAGAGACUGUUUCUCAGAGAAAUGUAUGUGGGGAGGAACGUUUUGAGAGGCUGAAGGUGCACCGCAGUGCUUCUUCAGCUCCUAAGAGCGCUCUUCUUAACUCUGAGAAGUAGACUCUGUGAAAGAUAGAGAGAGAGAGGAGAGAGAGACAGCAUUGUUUUAGUUUUGCAUAUAUUUUAAGUUUAUUUUUCUUUCAUU
Contarinia nasturtii (swede midge) is the source of this 2611-nucleotide messenger RNA. RefSeq names its product ras-related protein Rab-14 (gene Rab14). Gene Ontology annotation, molecular function: GTP binding; GTPase activity. The record is from RefSeq and is a predicted model, not a curated record. The transcript has 6 exons. Gene Ontology annotation, biological process: endocytic recycling; phagosome maturation; defense response to bacterium. Gene Ontology annotation, cellular component: trans-Golgi network; recycling endosome; phagocytic vesicle. NCBI's taxonomy places the organism in Eukaryota, Metazoa, Arthropoda, Insecta, Diptera, Cecidomyiidae. The coding region runs from base 403 to 1050 and encodes 215 amino acids.